AUGGAUUUGUUUAGGAAGUGUAUGGAGCCGGAUGAGAAGUGUCUGAGGGAUGCUAAGAUGGACAAGAGCAGUGUCCAUGAUGUUGUACUUGUUGGUGGGUCAACUCGUAUUCCGAAGGUACAACAAUUGCUACAAGACUUCUUUAACGGAAAGGAGCUCUGCAAGAGCAUCAAUCCUGAUGAAGCUGUUGCGUACGGUGCGGCUGUUCAAGCUGCGAUCUUGAGUGGUGAGGGCAAAGAGAGGGUUCAAGAUUUGUUGUUAUUGGAUGUUACUCCUUUGUCUCUUGACAACCAGCUAGAUGUCUUGAUCCAAGCGUACGAAGGUGAAAGAACCCGAACCAAAGAUAACAAUUUACUUGGGAAGUUUGAACUCUCUGGCAUUCCACCAGCACCUCGGGGUGUUCCUCAGAUAAAUGUCUGUUUCUACAUUGAUGCCAAUGGCAUCUUGAAUGUUUCGGCUGAGGACAAGACAACAUGUCAAAAGAACAAGAUUACCAUUACAAAUGACAAGGGAAGACUGUCCAAGGAAGAAAUUGAAAAGAUGGUACAAGAUGUGGAGAAAUACAAGGCUGAGGACAAUGAACUAAAGAAAAAAGUUGAGGCCAAAAAAUCUUUGGAGAAUUACGCCUACAACAUGAGAAACACUAUCAAGGAUGAGAAGAUUGCUUCCAAACUUCCUGCUGCUGACAAAAAGAAAAUUGAGGAUGCUGUUGAGUCGGCCAUACAAUGGUUAGAGGGAAUCAACUUGCAGAGGUUGAUGAAUUAG
This is a messenger RNA of Fraxinus pennsylvanica, 765 nucleotides long. Lineage: Eukaryota; Viridiplantae; Streptophyta; Magnoliopsida; Lamiales; Oleaceae. The record is from the annotation of a GenBank genome assembly.